Stylophora pistillata is the source of this 2282-nucleotide messenger RNA. Its product is annotated as obg-like ATPase 1. NCBI's taxonomy places the organism in Eukaryota, Metazoa, Cnidaria, Anthozoa, Scleractinia, Pocilloporidae. The record is from RefSeq and is a predicted model, not a curated record. Gene Ontology annotation, molecular function: ATP hydrolysis activity; GTP binding; ATP binding. Gene Ontology annotation, cellular component: cytoplasm.
UGUUCCGCCAUUUUGCUAUUCCACCGACAUUAGUAACCGUUGAAAGCAGGUUGUUUUUACGGUAUUUUUCUGUUUCACUCCGUUUAAAAAUGCCUCCUAAAAAGAAAGAAGAAGAAAAACCUACGCCUCUGAUGGGCCGAUUUGGAACCUCAUUGAAAUGUGGAAUCGUGGGGCUUCCGAACGUUGGGAAAUCAACGUUUUUCAAUGUGCUAACGAAGAGUGCAGCAGCAGCAGAAAAUUUCCCCUUCUGUACAAUAGAUCCUAAUGAGAGUCGAGUGGCAGUUCCAGAUGUGAGAUGGGAUUUUCUAUGUGAUUACCACAAGCCAGCAAGCAAAGUCCCAGCUUUCCUUCACGUGACAGAUAUUGCAGGCUUGGUUCAGGGAGCACACGAAGGACAGGGUCUGGGAAAUGCAUUUUUAUCACACAUUUGGGCAUGUGAUGCCAUUUUUCAUAUGAUACGUGCAUUUGAAGGAGAAGAUGUAACUCACGUGGAGGGUGAUGUGAACCCUGUACGCGACUUGGAAAUUAUUUCUGAGGAAUUAAGAAAAAAGGAUGAGGAGUAUCUCAAAGAUAAAGUGAACAAUAUGGACAAAACAGUUGUCAGAGGAGGCGACAAGAAGAGACUAGGGGAAUUUGAAAGUUUGAAAAAAAUUUACCAUUGGGUGUCUGAAGAAAAAAAGCAUGUCAGAUUUGGAACUUGGGCUACCAAUGAGAUCGAAGUCCUAAACAAACAUCUACUACUCACAUCAAAACCUGUGAUAUAUCUUGUGAAUUUAUCUGAAAAAGACUACAUCAGGAAAAAGAACAAAUGGCUGGCAAAAAUAAAGGAGUGGGUGGACUCUAAUGAUAGCGGAGCUGUAAUAAUUCCCUUAAGCGGUGCUUUAGAAUACAAGCUUGUAGAGUUGGGUCCUGAGGAAGGCGAGAAGUACCUUAAAGAAGUCGGUACCCAAAGUGUUCUGGCUAAAAUUAUUACAACUGGAUUCAAGGCUCUUCAACUUCAGUAUUUCUUCACGGCUGGAAAGGACGAGGUCAAGGCGUGGACAAUUCUGAAAGGCACUAAAGCACCUCAAGCUGCCGGGAAAAUCCACACUGACUUCGAGAAAGGUUUCAUAAUGGCGGAGGUGAUGAAAUUCGACGAUUUUAAGGAACUCGGUUCAGAGUCGGCUGUCAAGGCUGCAGGUAAAUACAAACAGGAAGGAAAAAAUUACGUUGUUAAUGAUGGUGACAUCAUAUUCUUCAAAUUCAACGCUGGUGCUGGUUUGACGGAAAAGAAGAAAGCCAAAUGAUAGUUGUAUCGCACAUCUUAAAUCGUCAAUGAUUAUAGAAACAAAAUAGUUUGGUUUUAUCAAAUGAUUUGAUAAUGUAAAUUGGUCACCAUUAAGGGUCUGUGAAAAUGAUGUUUCGAAGGUUAUCCCUUCGACGCUCGAAACGCCAGCUUUAGAAACUAUUUUUGGUGGCAAAUUUAUGUUAUCAACUUGUUUAUAAACCAAUUUAUCUCGUUAUACCUACUUCUGACGCAGCACUUUCAGCAAAAAUAGAAACACGUUCUUACUCUUAGACGUAAGCUUAGACCUCUUAGUUUUUGAUGGGCGGAAAAUUCAAAGAUUUUGUGUGCCAAAGAAUUUUCUUUUAAAUAUUUCUGAUAAGAGAAUUUAUGGUUGGCUGCAGUUGUACAUCAAAAGUUGUAUCCAGCAAUCCGUGUAAAGUUCCGUUGAAACUUGGAUAUUUCAGAGUUCAAUAAGCUUUUAGGUAUUCGUCUUUUGUAGGGGGAUCUAGGUACGCACUGCAACUGCUAAGCUACCUUUGGAAAAAUAAGACUUGAAUGUAAAAGGAAACUUUAAGCAUUGAUUCUGAAUUUGAGCGUGAGUUCGUACAAAGCAUACCGAUCAAAAUAUGUUAGGCAAGGGUCGAAAAGAUACUAUUUUAUUAUGAACAGAUUCUUUUAUCUUAAAGGAUUAUCGUGUCCUUACUAGCCCAGCUAAGAGGAAAGGACUCUGCACUAAGUCUUGGUAUGAAUUCUAUAGCAUCGCAAGUUUGUCACUAAACCCUACGUGACCCUUCGUGACAAACCAGUAGGGGAUCUUCAGGAGAGUGCGUUACGAAUUAAGAAGGGGGUCGUUCGAGAGGAUUGCGUGACGAGUUAAAACAACGUCUAUGCUAACGACCUUGAUAUGUCUUGACAGUCGAACGCAUAUUAUCAGCAGAGUCUAGUGUCACUUGAAGCUCAAGUUUGUUUUUUAAGCUGCAAAUUCAAAUAAAUGAACAGAAAUUUAAAAGGCGAA